AUGUUUCUUCUCAUCAGAAAGUUUUGGAGCCGGCCACUUCGAUUCCUGAGGUAUCAACUACAAUCCCAACUUCUGUUCCCAUACAUGAAGAUUUUUUCCAAAGUUUUUCUAUCCCUUCUCCCACUACCACUAUUUCCACUCCCAUUUCGAUUGACCAUCACAUCAUUCCUUGACACCCUUACUAAAGAGCAUUCCGCCAACCUUGAGAAGACAAACAAGGAGGUCGACACAUUUGCUUCUGUAUGCAAUGAAACGACCAAAAAUGUCGAUAAACUAAUUAAAGAUGCUCAUGCGUUCAUGGAGAAAUUCCAGAGCUCAUUUGAGUCCAAUACCACAAAGGCUAAUGAGGUUAUUUCUAGACUGGGCUCAACUCUUAAAAUAGAGAAGGCAAAACUUGAAGUAGUUCGCACUGGUCUUCAAACUGACCACUCUGAGUUCAGUUCCUCUAUCUCCUAUAAGAUCACAAAGCUUUAG
Molecule: messenger RNA, 474 nt
Organism: Lactuca saligna
Lineage: Eukaryota; Viridiplantae; Streptophyta; Magnoliopsida; Asterales; Asteraceae
Source: the annotation of a GenBank genome assembly